This is a messenger RNA of Lutzomyia longipalpis, 7140 nucleotides long. It is a transcript of the gene Hrb27C, whose product is annotated as heterogeneous nuclear ribonucleoprotein 27C. The transcript has 9 exons. Gene Ontology annotation, molecular function: RNA binding. The coding region runs from base 836 to 2083 and encodes 415 amino acids. NCBI's taxonomy places the organism in Eukaryota, Metazoa, Arthropoda, Insecta, Diptera, Psychodidae. The record is from RefSeq and is a predicted model, not a curated record.
GUAAGACGGCGUUAGUUGUUACAGUCGCCAUUACGCUUGUGGUGUGGUGUGUUCGCCAAUAGAACCCUGCACCAUACACGCACUAUAUUUAUAUAUUUUUAGAUAUUAAGGCAACAGUUUUAAUUAAAAAUAUUGUAAAAUUAAAUCGUAAUUAUCUCCUUAAUCAAGUUUUAAUCUUAAUAUCUGUACCACGUAAGCAAAAUCAAACAGGAAAAAUAAAACGAGGAGCGCGAGAGUGAGUAGCAGAUUUUUUGGGGACUUUUGUGAGCGAAGAAAUUUUUUUGAAACACCCAAAAUUCCCCAAGAAGGCAACUUUCUCGCUGUCUUUUCAUUGCGGGAGUGAUAUUACCAUCUAAAUUGCGUGUGGUAUAGAAGGAAAAGAAAACAGCCUGUAAUCCGAAAAGUGUUUCAUUUCUGUUAAGAUCUUUGCUGAGAAAAUUUUGUAAUCCUCUGUGGAUUUUGUGGUGCCUCUAAAACACCUACUUUGUGACCGUUGGAGCAUCCAUCACUGCUGAGCAGCAAGUUUUUUUAAGUCAGACGACAGUUGAAAGUAAUCGCGCAACUGCGUGAGAAUUAGGUGUGAUUGCAUGGUGGUGGUGUGUCACGCAAAGUGUGGCACUUUAUCUCGUGAGCGGCGCAAGCGAACGCAGGAACGACGUGGACGCCAGGGAGACCGCGUGGUGGUGGCUGUGGUGACAGACCGAAGGAGAGAAUUACGUCGCAAGGCGCAACGUGGUCCUCAGUGGGUGUGAAAGUGCAACGGCCACCCGGCGAGCGGACCCCACGUUUCAGUUCACAGCUCAUCCACACCAGACGCCAUCGCGACUUGGGGAAUAUGCGGAUGACUCAAGACAUGGAUGACGACGAGAAAGGGAAACUCUUCGUGGGUGGUCUGUCGUGGGAAACAACGCAGGAGAAUCUCCAGCGAUACUUUGCUCGCUAUGGAGAUGUAAUUGACUGCGUUGUAAUGAAAAACAACGAAUCAGGCCGUUCAAGAGGAUUUGGGUUUGUAACCUUUGCCGAUCCGGGGAAUGUAACGCACGUACUGCAAAGUGGCCCCCACAAUCUCGAUGGACGAACCAUUGAUCCAAAGCCAUGCAACCCACGUACCCUGCAGAAACCGAAAAAGGGUGGUGGAUACCCCAAGGUUUUCCUGGGUGGUUUACCAUCUAAUGUAACAGAAACAGAUUUGCGUGUUUUCUUUGGACGCUAUGGCAAAGUCAUGGAAGUUGUCAUUAUGUACGAUCAAGAGAAGAAGAAGUCUCGCGGUUUUGGUUUUCUCUCUUUUGAAGAUGAAGCAAGUGUUGAGCGGGUUACGAAUGAGCAUUACAUCAAUCUAAAUGGAAAACAAGUUGAAAUUAAAAAAGCCGAACCACGUGACGGUAAUGCAGCCAAUAAGAUCAAUAGUGGCGCUGAAACCAAUCAAUGGGGUCCACCACAGGGGGCUCCUAUGGGUAUGCUACAGGGUCCCAAUGGACAAAUUAAUGCACCACCACUAAAUAUUGCUAUGGGUGCACCAAAUAUGAUGCAGGGGUAUCAAGGAUGGGGAACAUCCCCACAGCAGCAAAGUUUUGGCUAUGGGACACCAAAUGCCCCCGGAUCCUAUCAGGGUUGGGGUGCACCACCUGGACCCCAGGGCCCACCACCUCAUCAGUGGGGAAAUAAUUAUGCCACGCAGCAAACUCAAGGCUAUGGAAGCUAUGAUAUGUAUAACUCGACCACAGGACCAAGCGGUGCAUCUGGUGGUGGUAACUGGAAUGCAUGGAAUAUGCCUCAAAAUAGCGCUGGAACAGGUGGCUCAGUGGCUGAUCGUUUCUUGGCUGGAGAUAUGUAUCCACGGACACAGUCUGGUCCAGGGGGUCCUUCUGGUACAGGUCCUACGGCUGGUAUGCCACCUGGUGGCCCUGCUAAUUCUGCAUCUAAACCUAGUUCCGAUUAUGGUGGCUAUGGAUCCGGAUAUGGGAAUUAUACAAAUGAUCAUACAACAUCAUAUGGUACACGAACUACAUACGGCAACGAAGCCACUUCUCAACCACCCUAUGCUGUUCCCCAACCACAGGAUGAGUUUCUGAAGCAAUACUAAACUCUUAUGGAGGUGUAGGGCAGUUUCUAACAUUUCCCCAUAGUCCUCAACAAACACCUUCGUCAUGUAAGCUCCGGAGAAUUUCAACGUCUUGAGCUGUUUUAGAAUUUGGUUGUUUCUUUUUUUUAACAAUUUUUUUUAUGUCUUGUUCCCCCACCCCCUCCCCAAAAUACUGCGGGAAAAUGUGCUUAUAUGUAGCAAACAAAAGAGUUACUGAGUAGAUGAUUUUAGCGAGAGAGAAAGAGAGAGAGAGAUUUGAGUGAUAAAGGCAUUCAUGUUUAGAUUGAGUUUUUUUUUAAUUAUUUUGUUUUCGGGAAAAACUACUUCUUUUUUUCUUGCGGAACUUAGACAUUAAAGGAUCCAACCUCAAACAAAGAGUCUGUGGCUAUAAGGGGUUAAAAGGUUAUAUUUUUCCAAGUACAAUUUGAGAUUAAAAACAAAUAAAAAAAUAUUUCUAUAAGUCAAUCCUUUUUGCAUUAAUUUUUCUUUUUUUUUGAUAUUCUGUGUUUGUGUAAAUAAAUUAGAUAAAAUAUCUUAUUUGUUGAUUUAUAAGGGGAAUCGUGAGAUUUUGAUGAGAUAUAGUCAUUUAAGAGGUCAAAAAAAAAUGUGGAAUGAUAGAAAAAUAGAAUUUAAAAUGGAAAUUUUUAAAAAGUAAAAUAGAAAAUUUUUGAUAAAAAAAUGUCAAUCUAUUUCUCACACUACUUUGUUUUUAGAUGUUUCACAUCUUAGUUUUUCUGUUUGUUUAGAUAUAAAUAUUUAAUAUUAUACUUUUUUUUAAUAACAAAAAAAAACUACAAAUUAGUAGAAAGAAAACUCACGUCUUUGUUGAGUUUUUUUUGACCUGUGAGAAAUAUGAAAAAGUAAAAUUAAUUACAAUAAAAAAGAAGAUUAAAAAAAACUAGUUAAAUGUAUAUAAAUAUUAAGAAAGAACAUAUAGGUAAAAGUUAAAUGAGAUGAAAGUGAAUCAAGGAAAAAAAUAUAAAAUGCGUAUAUUGCGCGUAAGUUAUUUUCUUUAUUUCAUUUUAUUUUUUCGUAAUUCAAAGAUAGUGUGAGGCAAAAUAAUUUUUAAAUAAAUGAAAAGUAACAAUAAAUAAAAACUUGGAUAGAAAUUACACAGAAAGGGGUAUAUAUUUUUAAGGAAUUUUUUCAUAAUGCUAAGAUUUCUUCCACUUAAGCAUAUCACAUAACUUGAUAGGCAUGAAAGAAAAACCCAAACACUCGAUAACACUUUAGGAUUUUUUUUCUUUAAAUCUGGAUGCAUUUAGCCCUUAAUAUAAAAUGAGAACUUUUAGUGUAACCCACCCCCCCUUAUAGCAAACUUACUCAAAAAAAAAGUUUUUUUAAAGGAUAUUUUUUUUGUUAUAAAAUGUUUGAGGAGGAUCCAAUUUAGAGAAAGAAAAAAAUAUGCGAAAAUGGUCAAAAUGUGACAAUAGUAUUCAGGAGAUUUAAGUAUAUAAAUGGGAUUGCUAAUGUGGAAUUUCUUCUUAUCAAGAAAUUCCACACUCAAAAUUCCCACAUGAGACGAUUUAAUAUUGUUUUCUCUUUUAGUAAAAAAAAACCGCCACAUAUUUUAAGAAUCAUGUGCACUAUAUAGAUAUUGACUAAACACUAAGAUUGUAGAGCAUAACUAAACAAACAAACAAAAAAGAACCUAACUAGUACUAGAAGAAGAAGAGACAUAAUGUAAAAUCAAUUUGCGAUGAAUUAUGUACUAGAAAUGAUGGAUUAAGGCAAAAAAAAAUACAAAAAUUAAAAAUGAAACAAACAACUUAGACGAUAAAAAAUGUUUUCAUUAGAAAAAAAAAGAAAAAUAUAUUAUACCUAUAAUAGAAACAUUUGAAGAAGAAAAAAAUAUUAAUGAAAAGUAAAUGAUUUGCGGGAAUUAAAAAAGAAGAAAAAAAAAUAGAAGAUGAACCAUAUAUAAGUACAUAAAAUAGAGAAAGUAGGGAAAUAUUCGCCUAGGAAUGGAGAAAGGUAGAGUGAGAUACCACAUAAGAUCUUUAAUGUAGAAGAAGCAGAGAGAGAGAGAUAUUUUGGGGCAAAUUCAAAAUGAUUAAAAUUAAACAAACAAAAAAAAUGCACCGAAAAGGGAGUUUAAAAAAAUAACAAUCAAAAACAUUAUAUUCAUAAACACUAAUUAUACAUGAUAUGGUAAAUGAAAAAAAGAAAAAAAAACAACAAAGAUAAACAAGAUAAUUUAACAUAAUAAAAACAUUAUUGAUUUAAAAUAAAUAUAAUGUGAGGAUAUAUAGGUAACAUAUAUUAUACAAAAAUAAUUUUUCGUUAAAACAAAACAAUACGAAUCCUGGUAGUAGGAGGAUUUUCUUUUUUUUUUCUUUCAAAAUGAAGUCAUCACACACACACAAAUAAAUGUGAAUUAUAAAUUAGAAUUAAGUAUUAUUGUAUACAUUGCCUUUCAAAAAAAAAACGUAGAAUAAAAAAAAAUGAAACAAUAUAUAUUUAGCAUCAGAAGACUUAACCCACUUGCUUGGCAUUUGGAUUGAUUUUAUUAUUACUACUACUACUAAAAUAGAUUUAUUAACCCAUUUUUGACAUCAUAAAAAAUCGCUCAAAAAAUUGUAGGCGUAAUGGCAUACAUAUUGCCUAUAUACACACAUAUAGGAUGUAAUAAGGAUGAGAUUUUUUUCUGACUAAAAGGAUGACCAACAAAUCACUAUAUCAAAAUUUUUAUUUUUAAAAUAUAAAAAAAAGUUUAAUAAAAUUGAGCAGUAAGCACAAACUGAUUAAAAAUUUAAGAGAAAGUAUAUUAUUAGUAGAGAAAGAUACUUGACUCAAGAUAAAGGAGUAUAUUCAUAGAUAUAUGAAAAAUUUCCUUAUUCGUGGAACAGCUAAGACACAGAACUUAAGAAAUUGCAAAAGAAACUUUUAAUUUUCAAUUGGGAACUUGUAGAAAAAAAUCCGUCAAAGAUUGACCAAAAAAUACGUCGACAUUUUUGUCUUUUUAAGUGUUUAAAACAUUGUUUUUACCACAAAAAAUACAUUCUUUGGCGAACUAAAACAUGCCUUAAAUGCUCUACAAAUCAGGAAAAUUUUCAUAUUUCACUGAAUAAACUCCUUUUGCUUACUACCAAUGUUUGAAAUUUGCAAUAAAAUUCAAUGAUUUAUGAUUCAUUUCUUUUUUUAAUUGUUUAAUUUAAAGUACACAGUAAUUUUUUAAGUAUUCUUUUUUUGUCUCUGUUAAAAAAAAUAAUAAUAAUAAAUCCAAUGAUUCAGUUUAAGUGAAUUUUGUAUAUUUUUUUUCGUUUAAUAAUUAUUAUUCUAAAAUAAUUUGAAUGUGAAACAUUUUUAAGGACAAUAGUUAUAAACUAUAGGUACCUACAUACUUUUUUUUUCUUGUUUUCUGAAAAUUUAUAUACAUAUUAUAGGAUGUCUGAGAGAUUUUCAAAAAUAAAUAAAUAAAAAUUAAAAAAAAAAUAAAUAUAUGUGUGUGUGUGUGUUUAAGAAAUCCUUCAGACUUACCAGGGGGCGUAUUUACAGUCAAGCUCGUAAUAUUGGGCUGUCCUACUGUGCGAACUUGACUGUAUUACAAACAUACAUAUAAUAGUAAUAAACCUUACCUACACUUAUAAAAAAACUUCUAACAAAUCUAUAUGUCGUUAUAAAAAAUCUAUGUUAUUAUACACAUUUUAUACCUACUACAUAUUAUUAAAACUUAUUAUUUCAUCGUUUACAAAAUGUCUCAUUAGUUGAAAACUUUAAUUUUUUUUUAAUUUCUUUUAUUAAGUUACAAAAUAAAAAAAAUCUUUUCUUGUAUUAUUUUCUAGAGAAACAAUGGAAUCAAUUAAUGUCUUUAUUUCUGUUUUCCUACACUGACUGAUUAAAGAAAAAAACUACAAGAACUAUUAUCUAAUUUUAAAAUAUUGCAAAAUCAUUGCAAGUAAAAACACGAGUAUAAAUUAAUCUAGUAAAUUCUAAAUUUUAUAUUCUUUUAUUUUUUUUUUCAUUAAAUUUAAAUUACAAGUGCACUCUGGUAAAUCAUAAGAACUUAUCCAAAUGUAAAAUGUAAGAAUAAUUUUCCUUUCUUUAUAAAAAAAAUAAAAUUAAAAAAGAAAACGUUGUUUCAGUAAAGUUUAAUGGGAGUAACUAAAUUUUUUGAAGAAAAAAAAAAGAACAUUUGAGAAAGUGAAUUAAAAAAAAUACAUAUAUAAGAGAGUAGUUAAAGAAUAAAGGACCUGUUAUUCACUAUUAUAAAGAGAAAAAAAGCGAAGUUAAUAUGGUAAGAAGCUUUUAUAUUUAAAGAAAAAAUUGAAAUGUUUAAAAUAAUUUUUAUCUAAUUUUCAAAAUAACUGAAUUUAAAAGAAGAAAAAAAAACAUAGAAGAAGAAAGCCCUUAAACUUACGCAUGAAUAUGAUGGAAAUUGAGAGACGUAAUAAAGAUAAAAUAAAGCUAAAUAAAAAAAAAUAAAAUUAAUAUGAGAAAUAUAUAAUUAUAAAAUUACUCUUAGAAUGUAUUAAGUAAAGGAAUAUUAUUAUUACAUAACAUACACAGAUGAGACAUGAGAAAUUGAAUUAAUAAAAAAAAUCCAUUGUAACAGAUAUUUCUAAUUUAAAAAAAAGCAUUGAUAAUAAUUGUAUAUAUUGAUAUAUUAAAAAAAAAUAUUGAGUAAAAAAAGGCAAAAUACAAGAAAACACAAUUUUACUUUUCAUAUUUCAAAACAGAAUAGAGAAAGGAAGAAAACUUUGGAAAUAUUAUUAAUAGUAAAUGAUCAAGAUGAGAUGGAAUAUACAAAAAAAAAACCUGAGAGAUAAAUAUUAAACAAAAAAAGUAAAAAAAAAAACUAAAAUUAUUAAACAAUUAUUGUAACACAGCAAAUAUAUUAAUAUUAAAUAAAGUACUGAAAUAGUGAGUUUCAGUUAGCAUUUUAGUGUUUUUAGCAUUAACAAUUUACCAAUAGUAACUAUAUUACAAUUGAGAUGAUAUAAAAGAAACGUUUUCAAUGUGAUUUAAAAUACAACAAAAAAAUUUACAAAAAAAAUAAAUAAAACACACCAUGAGACAAAAUAAACGAAAUAAAAUACACUUAAUACUAAAAAAAA